AUGCCUGUCAUCCUUCUAGAUCCACAGGCCGUUUUGAGUCCUUACAUUUCUAAAAACCCCUUCGACGAGAUGUCAUCCGAAAAAUUUUCAUUUAUCGCCCUCGACGCGAUUCACAAAGGCGACGGCGUUCUUAUUUUCGUCGAAGAAGAGUUCAGCGUGGAAGAUGUUGCAUCUAGAGAUAUGCACGGAACUCCUUACUGCUAUAUACAUAACAGCUUUCUAGAAAAUAAGGCGAAAUAUAUGCCUAGGGUUGUUGAACCGUUUAAGACUUUGCUCAAGGUUCUUCCCGUGAAAAGAGAUAAUGUUAUGAAUGCCGCUUCUAUGAGGUUUGAUGAUCGAUCGAAUUAUCAUUAUAUACAUUUUGCGGACGGUAAAUACGUUAACGAAACUAGAGUACAAAUGCUGAGGCGACACGAUGAUUCUAUUAAGAAUACUUACAUGAAUUUUCGAGCGAAGCAUAAAGGGCCAAUAAUAGCCUUUUACACGGGCAAGUCUAACCCGAUGCUGGAUAUCGACCGGAGAUACAAGCGACCCAGCCCUAGCAAGCACCACACGCCCCCCGACACCAUCAUGCUGGUGACCGAUCAUGCGCUCAUCCGGCUGUCUGAAGUAGUACACCAUGAAGGAUCGACGCGGACGCAUCUGAUCGAGCCUCGCGCGUCCACGCGCAGGUUCGCGAGUCGGCGAGCGUCGACGCGCGUGUUUUACGAUGGCAAUUUUGAACUGGAUUUCAACUUCGAGUAUCUGCGGGAUGGCUGGCUGCUUGAUAGCGUAGUCCUCUUAGAGGACGGCGAGGAGGUUGGACGAACGCCCAUGGGCGUCGGCGCGCCAUACGACUGGUCAUACUUCUGUAGUGAACCUCUCAUCAUUGGCAACUCGAGGGAUAAGAGCUACGUCACCAUAGCCAAGUAUCAGGUAUGUGACGCCUAUGUGCAGCCUCUACUUUUCAACCGGAGCAACCUCAUGUUACAAGAUGAUGCUGGCGGUGGUGAUGCUGGCGGUGGUGAUGCUGGCGGUGGUGAUGCUGGCGGUGGUGAUGCUGGCGGUGGUGAUGCUGGCGGUGGUCAUGCUGGCGGUGGUGACGCUGGUGGUGGUGGUGGCGGCGGCGCUGGUGGUGGUGGUGGAUCAGACAAGACGAGCUUUACUAACACUCAGAGCUGCGGCACCAACUUCAACUGCCACAUCCUAGCGGGUCUGUUCGUGGCGUUCAUGGUCAUCAGCAUCACGUUCGUCGGCAUCACCGUGCUGUACGACUGCAAGAGCAACGACCGCAUGGACGAUCCUAGCCAGAAGCCUCUCGUUAUAGUAGCUCAGCUUUAG
Messenger RNA from Cydia amplana, 1320 nucleotides. RefSeq lists its product as uncharacterized. The transcript has 6 exons. Bases 1 to 1320 code for a protein of 439 amino acids. Lineage: Eukaryota; Metazoa; Arthropoda; Insecta; Lepidoptera; Tortricidae. The record is from RefSeq and is a predicted model, not a curated record.